AGCUCUGCCUGUGUCACAUGGAAGCAAGGCAGCUGAGCUGAGGGGAUGUGAGCAGAGAUGGAGGGGGCUUAAGGGACCGAGGCAGCCGCAGAUCAUUUUGGAGACGCAUCAGGAUCUUUAUUUUUUAUCAUCAUCAGUAGCCGGAUAAAGAAAAAAAGGGGCAGGUUGAGCUCUUCCCAGCCUCUCCUCUUGGCUGGGGGUGCGCGGACAGGGCGCAUGAAGGAUGCCACAUGAACUAUGCUGCAUCCUCAUCCUACAGUGAAGAAGCCCAGCUGUUGGUUUUGCUGUGAUUAUGUUCGCAUGGAGCUUUUGGUCUGAUGGGAAGCAGAAACUGAAGGAAGCGACAGGAGCCGAUGCUGCGCCUCCCCAGACCUCUGAGCUGAAUUCCAGUGAGACCGUGGCACCUCCCUGCGUGCAUGAGUGUAAGGGUGUGAGUGUGUGUGUGUGUGAGAGCAAGUGAGCGCCAGCGCUCCCACAUGGCCUCCAUGCAGGACGGGCUGAACUUCACGGCUCCUCCCUACGGCAAGGUCCUGCUGCUGGGUGCUAUCGCUGCUGCCUCAGCCUUUGUUGUUACCAUCCUUAUAGUGGUGCUCUGUGUGGGCUGCCAGAGGAAGGGGAAGACACACAAUGUCCCCGGUGAAGGUGGAAAACACCGCCUCAUGGACGUGGGUAUACUCAAACAGUCAAAGCUGCGGUCCAUCAGUAAAUCUGAUACCGAGAUGAACAAGAUGAACUGCAAUGGCAAAAGCAGGCAGCUUCCCCAGAUCCCCUCUGGGACUGGAGAGGACAGCGAGCACACUUAUUCAGAAGUGGGCCAACGUUCCUCCACUACACGUACUGACGAUGCCCUCUACGCCAUGGUAGGCAGGGCCGGGCAGACGGACACUCCGGCCCCUCCGGCCGUUCCAGCCAACACCCCGGCGCCCCCUGACCCAGAUGGCGAGGUGGACGGAGGGCUCCCUGAACCCGAGGCGCCGGUCAUGUCUCCCCCGCACCCUCCAGAGACGGCGGAGUACGCCUGCGUCAGGAAACUGAGGAAGGCUGAAAAGGCGCCUCAGAAGAGGGACAGUGGGACGGAUAUGGCGGAGCCACCAGCGCCGCCUCUACGCCACGGGCCGCCUUCGCAUCCUGCCCCUCCACCGCCACACCCCCACAGCACAAAGUUGCCUCGUAGAAACAUUGAGGCCUUCAAUGUCCCAUCAUUUCCAAAGGAAGUGAUGUUUAUGGGAAACGGAGAGCAGUACAUCUGGAAGCCUCCAGAGGAGGAUGACAUGCUGAUGCUCCAGAAUAAAGCUCUGGGUCCACUGGGAGCUCAUACAAUGGAGAAUUUACAACCAUCUGCAGCAGUGGUGGCUGAGAUGUACUCCAAAGUCUGCAAACCUGGCAAGAAGAAGAGAGCGAUACCAGGGUCUCCACCAGCCAACCUUGGCUUCCGGACCUUAGGUCGAGGCGACUGGGACCGGGAUCGAGACGGUGGAUUCAGUGUGGUGGUCAAACCUCAGACAUGGGCCCCUCAAGAAGGCAAAGCAGCUGGGGGAUCCCUGGACGACCACUGCUACGAGUCCAUCGGCACGGAGGAGUGCGAUCAAGCGUACGAUAACCUGGAAGGUGGAGGCGCAUGGAAAAGGGAGAGGCCUCCGAACACAUGUGCCACCCUUCGACCAAGGAGGAAGAAAGCCCAGCAGCCACUGCAGCAGCAGCAUCCUCCUCCGCCGCCGCCCACGCAGCAGACCCCCAAGUUACAACACCUGCCUGCCAAAGCCCUGCUGCUGCCGGGAGAGAACCUGUAUGAGAGCAUCGGUGACCUGAAGCAGGGCUCCGCCACAUCCAGCACCACCACCAUCUUCACCUUUAACGACGGCAUGGAGAUGUAUGUUACAGGGCUCUGAGGCAGCGGCUGCACUGUGACCCCCAUCGACACCUCGAGGAGUGACUGCUGGGUCCCUGUCAUGCUCACCCACACAUACUGUUUACAUUUAAGUAACAUCAGGCCUUUCACAGGCUCCAGAGGCCUUGGGUGGUAAUGUUGAUCUGUUAUGACCUGGGCUGAAUACAAAGUCCUGUCUGCAAACCUUAAAAGAAUCCAAAGGUAGUAAAUAAUAAAUGAGCACAAGACCAUCACAGAGCAAUCUGUAGGCAAACAGUAGCACUUCAGUUUUACUGAUACGUCUGUGCAAAGCACAAUAAAGUUAGAAGCCUAAAUUCUUCCUCAAUUGUUGCGGGUAAAAAUAGUCCUUUAUUCGGUCCGAGCCGGACCUCUAAUUGGGGAAUUAUUUUAGUAGCACUUCCCUGUAUAUUUGACCAGAUGUGAUUUAGGAUAGAAUUUAAAUGAAACAUAAAUAAAAAACUCUUGAAAGCUCAGGGAUCAAGAAUUAUAUAACCAAGUAUUUUAAUAAAAAAAUUAAUUGCACACAUAUUGCAUUCCUCCUAAACGCUUUGACAAAUUAAGACCAUUUCACCUUAACAAAAAAAAACAAAACAAAAGCCAAUCAGAUACUUCCCUCCAUGAAGUUUCACCCGACAUGGAUUGAACACUGUCUCCACUGCUGUCUGUAUAUGAGGUGUUUUACUUUGUUGAUCCUGUUCUUGCACUUUGCCUGCUACGAGAUGCAUGCCUAAAAAAAAAAAGAGAAAAACAAAAAAAAAAUAAUUGAAAAAAACUAAAAAAAAACAAGCUCUGUAUGUGGUUUCUCUAUAUAAAUGUUUUUAUUUUCAUCCGUAGUUGUUUACCUUUUUUUUUUUCCUGUUUUUUUUAACCGUGUUGCUUUAUUACUCUGUGGAGCCGGUUUGAUGAAGGAUGUGUUUGGCUUAGUGGAGAUCUGAGCAGCCGAGGAGAGCGUCUAAAUCCUCUGCUGUGCCUACGAUAAACACACGAGCUCAAAUGAAUCCAGGAGAACUGUUCGAGUCCUAAACGUGGAGACCACCCACCCCCUCCAACCGCCCCUUCCUUAACACGCCCCUGUCUGCUCAGUCACAUCUGUGGAUCAUCAGAAAAUUGUGUUAGCAAUUGUCAUGUCUCAACAUCACUCCAUUGAGGAAAACUCUGUUAUCGGUGUUAAAAUAUAUCGCAGGAAAGAAAAAAAAAAAGACAUAGCAAAAGAGCAUCAACCGCCCCCUUUUUGGAUAAAACCGUUAAGUUUACAUCCAAAACCUGAAUAAUAA
This is a messenger RNA of Cyprinodon tularosa, 3162 nucleotides long. RefSeq lists its product as uncharacterized. Bases 477 to 1889 code for a protein of 470 amino acids. The transcript has 7 exons. Gene Ontology annotation, biological process: negative regulation of T cell activation; intracellular signal transduction. Gene Ontology annotation, cellular component: plasma membrane; membrane raft. The record is from RefSeq and is a predicted model, not a curated record. Lineage: Eukaryota; Metazoa; Chordata; Actinopteri; Cyprinodontiformes; Cyprinodontidae.